CUUGUGUUUAGUCUCUUCAACCACAUAUUGACUCGCAUGCACACCCGUUAGAAUUUCGCGCACGUUUAUGCUCGUUGUUAGUUAGCAGACGAUAUUGCCUUGAUCGGUGUUUCUGUCACUCUUUAUUUCAUCUAUCAAUGUUAGGAAAGCAAAUAGAAAAUGCAAUGGAGACUGAGUUAAAGUGUCGCUUGUUCUGUACUUCAAUAUCAAUGGCUUCAAAAAAGUUAGAGGAAAUAGAGUCAGGAAACACUUUAUCGGAGAACAAUUCAAUUCCUCUUAAUUCACCAUGUGAAACAUGGAAAACGCAUCCUAUUGAAGUUUUUCAGAAGAGAUUAAGCUCUAACAUUAAGAAAACUAAGACGACUUCAAAGUCAGUCAUGGAGUUUUAUCGACGACAAGAUGAACAUAUUCGUGAAUUGGAGAAGAUCGCAACUAUUAUGGAUGCAGAAACCUCCGAUGUAGAAGUAACCUCCAAUCAUCAUUCUAUUAGGCGGCAAACGCGAAUUAAUACAAUGAUUAUUGGUGUUGUAUUUUGUGCCAACGUGGUACUUUUAUUGGGUAAAGCUGUAGCAUCUGCAUUAUCAGGGUCAUUAGCAAUCAUAUCAUCUUUGUUAGAUAGUUGUGUCGAUUUGGCUUCCGGUGGAAUCAUGUGGUUUGCUGCUCGUCAAAUGCGUAAAAGGAAGCCAUACAAAUACCCAGAAGGGAGAACACGACUUGAACCAUUAGCAGUGAUUGUACUCUCUGUAUUUAUGGGUAGUAUAUCUAUACAACUUGUAGCUGAAUCUGUACAAGCCAUUGUUCGUAUGUCACAAAAUAAUCAAGAGGCACCAAACGUUAAUGAUUUAGCAUUGGGAAUAAUGGCAUCCGUAAUUGUGACUAAACUAAUCUUAUGGAUCAUUUGUUUUAAAUUUGGUGGUGGAAUGGCUAUCGAUGCGCUUAAAACCGAUCAACGUAACGAUAUACUUACGAAUGCUGCAUCAAUUUUAUUUAGUGGUCUUGCUGGACGUUUACCUCCUUUACUACGACAAAAACAAUACGAAAAUCUUAAGUAUUUAGAUCCCGUUGGAGCUAUACUUAUUGGUUCUUAUAUUUUGUAUUCUUGGUAUAAACUUGGUGCUGAGUAACGUUAAACGCUUUAUUCACUUGGUUGAACUUGUUCAUCAUCUCAUAAUGUCUGGGUCUUGUAAACGAUUUUUAUAAACAAUGAAUAGCAGAAAAAUAAAGUACACAAAAACACUCUGGAUAAUAAACCAGUAUUAUCAGGGUAGGUUAAGGGUAAGAACAAAUUGUUUUUGAACACAUAAAGGGGAUUCAGCUUCCGAAUAGCCAAGGCUUCAAUAAAUCUUAGAAUAGGCCCUUGAAAGUUUUUGUACAACACUACGAAGUCUGACUUGUUAUCAACCUUAUAACCAGUCUCAGCCAAAUGUCUCGCAAUUGAGGAAGAAUUCGGUUUAUCACGUGAUCUUAUUUGACCAUCGGAAUUCAUUUUUUUCUGCAGCCAUUUGCGUAUGUGUUCUGUCGCCCUUGCUUGCAGGUCACAAUUGCUCCUCCCCAAGUACGUGUUUUCUCACAUACAUGUUAAUUGAUAGACACAAUGAGAUGCGACACAAUCGCUUACGUGCUGUUUUGGUUUUCGGUGAAACAUAGACCUUGUGUUUUCAAUAAUGUCAAGUUGGGCUGCAUAAAAUGUCUUGUUGACGGUUAACUUAGGUCUCCGUUUGAACAUGAGAUUAUUUGAGUCACCUCUAAGUGGUAACAUAACGUCAAGUGGCUUUUUAGAUUCCAUAAGUGGUUAGUACAUUGUUUUUGUGUACUUUAUUAUUCUUUGUUACUGCCUCCCUUUAAUCCAUCUAGUUGACCUCUUGCUUUUCAUAUAAAAAUGCCCUAACAAGUAUAUGUAUGAUCAGAUUGUUCGAAAUGUAUUGCGGAAAUAUACCACGUAAUUCCGAUAGUCUUAGUUUUCUGAUCGCAUUAUCGAAAUUUAUCAAAGUGACUAACUGUUUUGAAUAGAAUAAACUUAAUUUUUGUAAAGCGAGAAUAACAAACAUUGUGGCACGAAGUGAAUUCAUUUCAUCUUCAACACACGCAUUGAUUUAGAUAAAUAAACAAAAUAUUUCGGUAAAUGUAAUUUUGUGUGUAAUAUAUAUAAAGUAAUUUAGUUCACUAGUGAGAAAAUAAUCGUAAAUACUCUCUAUAUUCCUACAAGUUCAAAAUAUUGAACAGAUGAUAAUGAACGGAUUGAUUGAAAGGGAGACCAAGAUGUAAUUAAUUGAGUAUAGCAGAUAUGUGCAAAACUGUUGUGAUGAUACUGUACAGCCUUUUUCACCCCUAUUUAAUCACAAUAAUACUUUCAUUGUUCACUUUGGUGAAAUUUUCAUUUCUAAUUUAUGGUUAUUAUAACUAGGCUUAUGAUUCUAACACUAUUCAAUAGGUUGUUUGACCUCUUAUGAAGACAUAAAUAUUGAAACACUUUCGUUUUUUUCAUACUCUCGUCAAUUAUGAUUGUUAUUGUUAGUAUUAUUAUCACCAUUAGUGGGAUCACUUCAUUAUGAUUAUUUUGGUAAUUCCUAAAGCUUUCAUUGUUUUGUCUUGUACCAUCAUAACGGUUUUGUGUAUAUCUGUUAUACUCAAUUACAUCUUGGUCUCCCUUUCAAUCAAUCCGU
Molecule: messenger RNA, 2663 nt
Organism: Schistosoma bovis
Lineage: Eukaryota; Metazoa; Platyhelminthes; Trematoda; Strigeidida; Schistosomatidae
Source: the annotation of a GenBank genome assembly